Sinocyclocheilus rhinocerous is the source of this 1349-nucleotide messenger RNA. It is a transcript of the gene rbm38, whose product is annotated as RNA binding motif protein 38. Gene Ontology annotation, cellular component: nucleus; cytosol. Lineage: Eukaryota; Metazoa; Chordata; Actinopteri; Cypriniformes; Cyprinidae. The coding region runs from base 26 to 1000 and encodes 324 amino acids. The transcript has 4 exons. Gene Ontology annotation, biological process: regulation of RNA splicing. Gene Ontology annotation, molecular function: mRNA 3'-UTR binding. The record is from RefSeq and is a predicted model, not a curated record.
GUGUAUUAGACGAGCAUCGCAUUGGAUGUGGAGGCAGGGAGGUGUGAGCUGCUCGGAGUGCUGCUGUAGCCGAGAGAGAGAGCUUCACCUGCCGCCAGGGUUUCUCCGAUCAUGGACUAGUUUGGCACAUGACGGAGAGCAACGGGAACCACAAGCCAAAGGACUAUCUACCUCGCUGCCUUCGCAACCAUUGGAGAGUAGCUUAAGAGUCGGUCGUUAUUUAUGUUUAUUUAUAUUUAUUUAUAACGCGCGCGUUUCGUAUCUAACGUUACAUUGCACUGAAUUUGGCGCCCCGAUGCUUUUACAUCAGUUCGUGAAUGGGACGUUGGAAGCGAUGUAUCCCAGUAUUCAGAAAGACACGACUUUCACCAAGAUCUUCGUGGGCGGUUUGCCGUAUCACACCACGGACGCGUCGCUGCGAACAUACUUCCAGACUUUCGGCGACAUCGAUGAAGCCGUGGUGAUAACGGACCGGCAGACGGGGAAAUCCAGAGGAUACGGCUUUGUCACUAUGAUAGAUAAAAGUGCAGCUGAGAGAGCUUGUAAAGAUCCCAACCCUAUUAUUGAUGGACGCAAAGCUAAUGUCAACCUGGCGUACCUCGGGGCCAAACCACGCAGCCCACUGACAGGAUACUCGACUGGAGUACAGCAGGUUCAACCAGCCCUGAUCCAGAGACAGUAUGGACUCAGCCAGCCGUAUGUUUACCCUCAGGCCUUCCUGCAGCCCAGUGUGGUUCUGCCCGCACAGGUCACCUCCAGCACCACGACCCCUUACCUAGACUUCAGCACUGCCUACACUCAGUACGCCUCCUCGGCCUUCGAGCAGUAUCCCUACGCCCCCUCGCCAGGCUUCCUGAGCUACAUGUACCCUCCAGGCACCCCCGGGCCCUCCUCCGCCACAAACACCCCGGUCCCCACAGCCCUCCCCUCCAUCGGAGGCGCCCCCAGCACAGCCUUCAUCCAGAUCCCUGCUCAUCAGCUCCACGCCGACCGCCUGUAGAUCAGGCCACAGGGACCCACCGGGUUUGCUGAUAUUGCACUAGAACAUCAUCAUUUUGGGACAGGGAACUGUGACAUCAUCAGCCUGAGACUGGGGGCGAAUACAAAGGGGCUUCAAGUUAUUCUGCUUUUCAUCAACCCUAAGUUUAUGGACUUUUACUCUGACUGGUUACUCUUUAUGAUUAAUAAUGAUAUAUUAUUGGUAGAAGAUUGUUGAAUAACCAAUAUUAGAUGAAUAAAUGGCGGAUUGCAGGGUUGUAAUGCAGACGGAUCCAACGAAUGAGAAGCGAGAGGUUCUACACACACAACCGUUCAAAAGUUUGGGGUCGGUAAGAUUUUCUAAUGUUUUU